Molecule: messenger RNA, 2597 nt
Organism: Umbelopsis ramanniana AG
Lineage: Eukaryota; Fungi; Mucoromycota; Umbelopsidomycetes; Umbelopsidales; Umbelopsidaceae
Exons: 7
Coding region: 110-2221 (703 amino acids)
Biological process (GO): phospholipid biosynthetic process
Cellular component (GO): endoplasmic reticulum membrane
Molecular function (GO): glycerone-phosphate O-acyltransferase activity; glycerol-3-phosphate O-acyltransferase activity
Source: RefSeq, a predicted model, not a curated record
UCCGACAACGACAGUUGCACGUUGCCGCUUUAAAACUCUCGUCCGCGACUGUCCAUUACUUCGCCAACCUUCUUUUACCUCCUUUCACAUUUCCCUCGCCCCGCUCAUCAUGAAGGGCACCAUUGGUUAUGACAUUCUAUCCUGGAUCUUCAACAUUAUGGUGGACAUCUUCUUCCGUGAAGUCCGUCCAAGAGGAGCUCACCGCAUCCCUCAGGAAGGCCCAGUUAUCUUUGUUGCAGCACCACACGCCAAUCAAUUUGUAGAUCCAUUGAUUGUUAUGCGAGAGUGCGGACGACGAGCAUCGUUCAUUAUUGCUGCAAAAUCUAUGGGUGAAAGAGGAAUUGGCACGUUUGCUCGACUGUUGAAUUCUAUACCCGUAGUGCGACCCCAGGAUCUAGCCAAGCCUGGCAAAGGACGUAUUCAGCUGUUAAAUCGAAAAACAGAUCCGUUGAGAAUUACUGGUAUCGACACCCAUUUCACUCAGCAACUUCAUGUCAGAGACUCCAUCGUCCUACCCAAGAACGUCGGUCAGUCUGAGGUUGUAGAGAUUGUCUCCGACACUGAGAUCAUAAUCAAAAGAGAGUUCAAAGACCUCAAGGCGCUCGAACUUCUUACACAAAAUGACGGAACUCUCUACAAAUGUAUGCCCCAUAUCGAACAGGAAGAUGUUUAUAAUACCGUAUAUGACGAAUUAAAUGACGGCCAAUGCAUUACCAUCUUUCCGGAAGGUGGUAGUCACGACCGCGCGGAAAUGCUUCCUCUGAAAGCCGGAGUCACCUUGAUGGCGUUGGGCGCGAUGGCUAAAUAUCCUGGUUUGGAUGUAAAGAUUGUACCGUGUGGUCUGAAUUAUUUUCAUCCUCAUCGCUUCAGAUCAAGAGCUGUCAUUGAGUUUGGUGAUCCCAUCACUAUCUCACCUAAGCUUGUUGAACAAUAUAAAGCAGGUGGUACAGAAAAGAGGGCUGCAUGCACAAAACUAUUGGAUAACAUUUACAACGCCCUGAAAUCGGUCACAGUCAAUGCCGCCUCAUAUGAAACCCUCAUGGUCAUACAAGCUGCUCGCCGCCUGUAUAAACCAGCUCAUCGAAAACUACACAUAUCCCAAGUGGUCGAUUUGAAUAGACGCUUUGUCAUCGGCUAUAAUCUAUUCAAAGAUGAACCCAAGGUGAAGGAAUUGCAGCAGAAGGUCUUAGCCUACAACCAGCUUGUCAAAUAUCAUGGUUUGAGAGAUCAUCAGGUGUCUCGUAUGGAGCUUCACACAUCACGUAUUCUAGCUUUACUAGGCUAUCGAAUACUGCUGUUGAUCAUUUGGGGAUUGUUGGCCUUCCCAGGUGCUAUCUUGAAUUUGCCUGUGGCUAUUGUUGCCAAGAUUUUCAGUGCUAAAAAAGCUAGGGAAGCACUCCGUGGAUCUACCGUCAAAAUCGCUGGUCGCGACGUACUUGCUACAUGGAAAAUCUUGGUCGGUUUUGUCCUCCUUCCCACUAUCUAUGGUCUCUACACUCUGCUCCUCUUCAUCACAUUGUUGCACACUGAUUUACCCCUUAAAUGGAAAUUCGUUGCUCCUGCCGUUGUAUGGAUUCUGUUACCUUUUAUCUCGUAUGCCAGUUUACGUUUUGGAGAAAUCGGCAUGGACGUCUACAGGUCCCUAAAGCCCCUCUAUCUUGCUCUUGUUGAUCAUCAAAGCACUGAGCAACUUCGCCAAAAUCGGGAAAAGCUGUCUCAUGAUAUCACAGAGCUGAUCAACGAGUAUGGACCAAGAGCCUUUACUGACUUUGAUCCCGACAAUAUCUUUAGAAUCGCACCUAGUCCAAGUGCAAGUAAUAAUGUUAGCCGAUCUACCAGCCAGUUCUCAUUCCCCAAGAUCGCCAGUGGCUUCUUCAAUCAACGAAAAGAAUGGAUGGAUGAUCGCAACAUCUUUAACUGGAGCAAAAAUGCGUCUGAAUCGGAUGCAGAUGACAACUUGUACUUUUUGGGCCGGUCCUCGCAAGGAAAUCGAAGUCGUAGUGGAUCCGCUAGUGAAUUGGAUGGCGGCUGGACACCCGAUAGCAGAAACCGUAGUCGAGCAAGCAGUGUAUCCAGCAACAACGGCGAGGGGUUCAAAGUAGAGUCGAUGACCAGUUUAUCGCCCACAUUACCAUUCAAUGAAAAUGGCUUGAAGCAGCGCCCAAUCUUUAAAAUUGAAGAUUUCGACGAGGCGCCACCCAAGCAAGCUAUUGUUGGAUAAUCCACAUACUAGCUAUCUCCAUCAUGUUCUAGAUAUCAUUUGCCACACGUAACUGCACACGCAAUCCCCCAAUUUCACAUUCUACAAUCUAUCUCAUACAAGCAUGCUUCAACCCCACGCACACAAGCACGAUAAUAUUGGGCCAUUUCGCUAUGGAAAUGUUACUUGCAUUGUGUGCUAUCCAUUCCUUCCUUAUUUUCUACCCUGCUGUAUGCAGGGUUUCGCUAUGGUUAUUCCUUUGUGAAUCAUUACAACCUCCACCUAUACCUUUUAUUUGUCCAAAUAUAUAUGUUUCUAUACAUCUAUUCGUGAGACGGCUUAAUUGAUCGAAACGGACGAUGGUAGGAAAAGGGUUGACGCUUGAUUCUUCUUCAGU